AUGGACAGCCCGCCGCCUGCGAUGGAGCAGCCAAUGGUUCCGCCAGAGUUGCACCAUCACGCCGAGUACACAGCUGGUGGCGAGGGGCCCGCGGUGUACCAGCAGGUCGGCUAUCCGCUGGGGCCUUUCUUUGAGACGUACAGGUCGCGCAAGUAUCUCUGGGUCGGCACCGCAGCGGCUGCGUCUUGCCUCGUGUUGCUGGCGAUCGUCUUGGCCGUGGCCUGGAGCUUCAAGCGGCAGGUCGACCGUACGCCUCAGGUAAGACUAGCUGCCGCUUCUACCACCACUGAGCUGUACGACUGUGCAUCUGGCUAUUCGAAGGGGUCUGCCGCCAAUUGGACCAAGGACCAGACAUCCUGGUGCUGCCAGACGUACGGGCGCGGCUGUGGCACCACCUCCUCGCCGCCGUUCGACUGCUGGUCGGGCCUCACCGACUGGCAGGGGAAGUGGGACAACGUGAAGAAGCAGUGGUGUUGCGUCCACUCGGGGAUGGGUUGCCCUACAGCCAGCACUCACCCUUUCAAUUGUCAGGAGACGGGCAAGCAUCACAAGUGGAGCCUCGACAAGAAGGCAUGGUGCUGCACGAAUCAGGGGCUUGGGUGCCCGACCACUACCGCCAUCCCUUUCGACUGCUUCUCUCAGUUCAGUGACUGGGCAACUGCCUGGACGGACGAGCAGAAGUCAUUCUGCUGCCUCUACUUCAGCCGCGGCUGUCCUACCACGGUGCCCCCAUACGACUGCGAUGCGACAGAGGAGGGAUACACCCAGUUGUACCUGGGCGCCGCGUAUGUCCGUGGGGCGGGAGGAGUUCCUCGGCGCCUGGGCGACAAGCCAACGACGCCCACCACUGAUACUCUCCAGGAGAGUGGCCCAGCAACCGACCAGGUGGUCCCAGGACAAGCUCUUGCGGAUGGAGGGGCCGCAGGGCUUCCGGGCGACAAUGCAACGGCGCCGGUGGCCAGCGACGUCUCGGUGGUCCCGGGACAAGCUGUUGCGGAUGGAGGGGCCGCAGGGCUUCCGGGCGACAAUGCAACGGCGCCGGUGGCCAGCGAAGACUCGGCGCCCCCAGGGCCGGCAGUCCCUCCUGCGGGCAACCUCUCCGACGACGUCGCUGCAGCGGCCGUGGGCGGAAGCUCGUCGGCUUCGCAGCAGCAGACGCAGGGCCAGCAGCCGGCGUCGCCAGGCCCGGAGGGCAACUGGUCCGUCGAGAAGCGCGACUGGUGCUGCUCCAGGUUCAGCAAGGGCUGCGACAUCAGCACCACGACAUCUGCGCCGUACGACUGCGACAAAGACUUCGCCCAAUGGAACUCAAAGUGGAGCAAGGGGCAAAUGGAGUAUUGUUGCAUUGCCUAUCGGCGCGGGUGCAAGCAUGCCAGCCCAGCGCCGCACAAUUGUUACGAGGGUUUUGCGACUUGGGAGAAGUCGUGGGCCCAGGAGAAGAAGGAGUGGUGCUGCAUGUACGAGGGUCGAGGGUGCCCUCAGGCGACCCAGCCGCCCCACGACUGCGAUGCGGACUUUCGCAGCUGGACAACCUCUUGGACGCUGGCCAAGAAGUCGUGGUGCUGCCUGAACGAGCACAAGGGAUGCCACACCACCUCCAGACUGCCUUAUGACUGCUUUUCAGAUUACGACAGGUGGGACUCCAUCUGGCCGCUGGAACAGAAGUCCUGGUGCUGCCAGUACCAAGCGCGCGGCUGCCCGACGACAAGCCCGCCGAUGUACGCUUGCUCGGGGAAGGCCGACGGCUGGUCCAGCGCAGAGCAGGAGUGGUGCUGCUCGCAUGGCCUGGGUGGCUGUCCCAUGGUGGCCGCCGCCGCCCUCUACGACUGCCCAGCCGAGCUGGACUUCAUCGAGGACGAAGAAAUCACCGCCACGACUGCAGCAACGACCUCGGAGGCCCCAGCGCCGGCCCCGACGUCUCCUCCCACCAAGACUGCAGCAGCGACCGCGGAGGCCCCGGCGCCGGCCCCGACGUCUCCUCCCACCGAGACUGCAGCAGCGACCGCGGAGGCCCCGGCGCCGGCCCCGACGUCUCCUCCCACCAAGACUGCAGCAGCGACCACGGAGGCCGCGGUCCACGUUGAGAGCGGCGCCGCCCGGAAGCUCAAAAAAAAGGCUGCGAACGAGGAGCAGAGGGCGUGGUGCUGCACCCACCGCAACAGAGGCUGCCCUGCGCCGCAGCAGCUGAGCUACAACUGCACGCUGAGCGCCGCAGGGGUGGUGGAGCCGUGGAGCGACAGUAAGAGCCGGUGGUGCUGCUCGCACUACGGGCGCGGCUGCCCCACCACGACGGAGUCCCCCUACGAUUGCUACCAGGAGUUCGACGAGUGGGAGGCCAAGUGGGAUCCGAGGAAGAAGGCCUGGUGCUGCAUGCACUUUGAAGUCGGAUGCCCCAACAUUUCUUCUGCCCCGCACGACUGUUACGACGGCUUUGGGAAGGACGGCUCGGAGUGGCCCGAUAAGUGGAGCACGGAGAAGCAGACUUGGUGUUGCCAGAACCACGGUCGCGGGUGCGCAGUUACCAGCAAGCAGCCCUACGAUUGUUACACGGGUGACAUGUCGUCAUGGAGCGACGGGCAGCAGGAGUGGUGUUGCCGAGAGAAGGGCAUUGGCUGCAGCUCCACCACGUCUCUGCCAUUCGAUUGCCUGAAGGACUACGACGGCUGGAAUGAGACGUGGCCUGUGGAGAAAAAGGCUUGGUGCUGUCUGCACGCGAGCAGGGGCUGCCAGCUGCCAGCCGUGGUGAAGUUUGACUGCCACGAAGGCGGCGUGGCCUCGUGGACCCAGGAGAAGCAGACCUGGUGCUGCGCAAACAUGAAGCUUGGCUGCUAUGUGACUGAGGCGCCCACCACCACCACACAAGAGACGCAGGCGCCCUCCUCUGUCGCGCCGCCGGUGGAGUCUCCUGCGCCGACGCUGGCGGCGCAGCCGGCUCCGCCUACGACGGCGGACCUCCCCCCAGCCCCGGCACCGGCGAUCGACGUGCCCACGGAGGCGCCUCCGCUGACGGAGGCCCCGCCACUGGUCACCGUGCCGAUGGUGGCCCCCCUGGAGCCAGAGGCCAAGGAGCAGGAGCAAGCUGCCGGGGGAGAGGACGAGAGCUACGAUUGCGAAGUUGGCAUCAAUGACUGGACGACCGAAUGGGAUGCGGCGAAGAAGAUGUGGUGCUGCCGCCAUCAGGGCCGUGGCUGCGCGCCUAUGCUGGACGCAGAUGCGGAUGUCGCCAGGACGUGA
Prorocentrum cordatum is the source of this 3234-nucleotide messenger RNA. The record is from the annotation of a GenBank genome assembly. NCBI's taxonomy places the organism in Eukaryota, Dinophyceae, Prorocentrales, Prorocentraceae.